AUGAGCCAGCAGCAACCCCUCAUGAGCCAGCAGCAACCCCUCAUAAGCCAGCAGCAACCCCUCAUGAGCCAGCAGCAACCUCUCAUGAGCCAGCAGCAACCCCUCAUGAGCCAGCAGCAACCUCUCAUGAGCCAGCAGCAACCCCUCAUGAGCCAGCAGCAACCCCUCAUGAGCCAGCAGCAACCCCUCAUGAGCCAGCAGCAACCCCUCAUGAGCCAGCAGCAACCUCUCAUGAGCCAGCAGCAACCCCUCAUGAGCCAGCAGCAACCCCUCAUGAGCCAGCAGCAACCCCUCAUGAGCCAGCAGCAACCCCUCAUGAGCCAGCAGCAACCCCUCAUGAGCCAGCAGCAACCUCUCAUGAGCCAGCAGCAACCCCUCAUGAGCCAGCAGCAACCCCUCAUGAGCCAGCAGCAACCCCUCAUGAGCCAGCAGCAACCCCUCAUGAGCCAGCAGCAACCCCUCAUGAGCCAGCAGCAACCCCUCAUGAGCCAGCAGCAACCCCUCAUGAGCCAGCAGCAACCCCUCAUGAGCCAGCAGCAACCCCUCAUGAGCCAGCAGCAACCCCUCAUGAGCCAGCAGCAACCCCUCAUGAGCCAGCAGCAACCCCUCAUGAGCCAGCAGCAACCCCUCAUGAGCCAGCAGCAACCCCUCAUGAGCCAGCAGCAACCCCUCAUGAGCCAGCAGCAACCUCUCAUGACCCAGCAGCAACCCCUCAUGACCCAGCAGCAACCCCUCAUGAGCCAGCAGCAACCCCUCAUGAGCCAGCAGCAACCUCUCAUGAGCCAGCAGCAACCCCUCAUGAGCCAGCAGCAACCCCUCAUGAGCCAGCAGCAACCUCUCAUGAGCCAGCAGCAACCCCUCAUGAGCCAGCAGCAACCUCUCAUGAGCCAGCAGCAACCCCUCAUGAGCCAGCAGCAACCCCUCAUGAGCCAGCAGCAACCCCUCAUGAGCCAGCAGCAACCCCUCAUGAGCCAGCAGCAACCCCUCAUGAGCCAGCAGCAACCCCUCAUGAGCCAGCAGCAACCCCUCAUGAGCCAGCAGCAACCCCUCAUGAGCCAGCAGCAACCCCUCAUGAGCCAGCAGCAACCCCUCAUGAGCCAGCAGCAACCCCUCAUGAGCCAGCAGCAACCCCUCAUGAGCCAGCAGCAACCCCUCAUGAGCCAGCAGCAACCCCUCAUGAGCCAGCAGCAACCCCUCAUGAGCCAGCAGCAACCUCUCAUGAGCCAGCAGCAACCCCUCAUGAGCCAGCAGCAACCUCUCAUGAGCCAGCAGCAACCCCUCAUGAGCCAGCAGCAACCUCUCAUGAGCCAGCAGCAACCCCUCAUGAGCCAGCAGCAACCCCUCAUGAGCCAGCAGCAACCCCUCAUGAGCCAGCAGCAACCCCUCAUGAGCCAGCAGCAACCCCCUCAUGAGCCAGCAGCAACCCCUCAUGAGCCAGCAGCAACCCCUCAUGAGCCAGCAGCAACCCCUCAUGAGCCGGCAGCAACCCCUCAUGAGCCAGCAGCAACCCCUCAUGAGCCAGCAGCAACCCCUCAUGAGCCAGCAGCAGCCCCUCAUGAGCCAGCAGCAACCCCUCAUGAGCCAGCAGCAACCCCUCAUGAGCCAGCAGCAACCCCUCAUGAGCCAGCAGCAACCCCUCAUGAGCCAGCAGCAACCCCUCAUGAGCCAGCAGCAACCCCUCAUGAGCCAGCAGCAACCCCUCAUGAGCCAGCAGCAACCUCUCAUGAGCCAGCAGCAACCCCUCAUGAGCCAGCAGCAACCUCUCAUGAGCCAGCAGCAACCCCUCAUGAGCCAGCAGCAACCUCUCAUGAGCCAGCAGCAACCCCUCAUGAGCCAGCAGCAACCCCUCAUGAGCCAGCAGCAACCCCUCAUGAGCCAGCAGCAACCCCUCAUGAGCCAGCAGCAACCCCUCAUGAGCCAGCAGCAACCCCUCAUGAGCCAGCAGCAACCCCUCAUGAGCCAGCAGCAACCCCUCAUGAGCCGGCAGCAACCCCUCAUGAGCCAGCAGCAACCCCUCAUGAGCCAGCAGCAACCCCUCAUGAGCCAGCAGCAGCCCCUCAUGAGCCAGCAGCAACCCCUCAUGAGCCAGCAGCAACCCCUCAUGAGCCAGCAGCAACCCCUCAUGAGCCAGCAGCAACCCCUCAUGAGCCAGCAGCAACCCCUCAUGAGCCAGCAGCAACCCCUCAUGAGCCAGCAGCAGCCCGUCAUGAGCCAGCAGCAACCCCUCAUGAGCCAGCAGCAACCCCUCAUGAGCCAGCAGCAACCCCUCAUGAGCCAGCAGCAACCCCUCAUGAGCCAGCAGCAACCCCUCAUGAGCCAGCAGCAACCCCUCAUGAGCCAGCAGCAACCCCUCAUGAGCCAGCAGCAACCCCUCAUGAGCCAGCAGCAAACCCUCAUGAGCCAGCAGCAACCCCUCAUGAGCCAGCAGCAACCCCUCAUGAGCCCCCCCUCUUUACAAUGUGUCCCCUCUUCCCUUCCCCUCCAUUCCCACUCCCUUCCCGCACCUGCCAGUAG
Molecule: messenger RNA, 2514 nt
Organism: Closterium sp. Yama58-4
Lineage: Eukaryota; Viridiplantae; Streptophyta; Zygnematophyceae; Desmidiales; Closteriaceae
Source: the annotation of a GenBank genome assembly